AUGAGUUGGUAGUAAAAAUACCAAAACGUGGUAAUAACAUAAAAUUAAAAAAAAAAAAAAAAUAAAAACAACAACGAUCGAACGGCAACAACGUCAAAACCGAAAACGUGUUCUAUUAAACGCAUCUAGACGUGUUUUUCCAACUUUAUAACUUAACGUUUAGAGUGUCUGUUGUUUUAUGGAAAAAAAAUUUGCAUUAAAAAAUUUUUUAAAAAAAUUAAGAAAAACGUAAUGAUUUCCUAAAAGAGAAAAACUAAUAUAUAAAACAUAAUAUAUUGAAAAUUACAACAAACAUUUUAUUAAAAAAAGUUCAUAGAUAGUGAAAACUAAGAAAUUUAACAAAAUAAUAACGUAAAUAAUUUUUCAAACUGGUCUAAAUUGAAACAACAAUUCCAAAUCAAACUUGCAACAGAAAUCUAUAAAGUUCCAAAAAAUUAAAAAAAAAAACUCAACAUUUUGUGAAUGUACAGCAAAACGUACGAAAAUCUCGACACGAUUUAAAGUUUAUCUAAGAAAAUUAAAUAAAAUUUAUAAAAAAAAAAAACGUAAAAAUAAAUAACGUUUUGUAGUAGUAAAUUUUUAUGGCUGUAAGUUUAAAUGAAAAACAAAACUCUUAAACAAAAAAAGUAAAAUAAACAUUAGAACAAUUAACAUUAUAAAUAAAUAGAAAACAACAGCAACAAAAAAUUUUAACAAAUACCACUACAAAAGAAACAACAAACAAAAAGCUCAAGGUGUACAACUAUAAAUAACAAAAAAAAAAAAAAAAAACAACAACUGCAGCAACAACGAACAAAAAAAAGUUAAAUAAAACAAACACAUUUUACUAAAAGUGUCAAUUAUACACUUCACUAGAAAUUGCUGUAAUAGUGGAUUUGUUUCUUAACAACAACAACAAUAAACAGCAAGAAAAAACAAUAGAUCAAAUCAAAUAACCAAUAUAACAACAACUACAAUAAACAACAACAACAAGAAAAAUGUUAAUAUCAACUGUGUUUAUUGUUGCAACACAUCUCAUAAAUGCCUGCUAUAGCACGCGCCUGCCAUUGGAAGUCUAUGAAUUAACACCCAGUAACAGCAACAACAACAACCCAGCAGGUGUCACAACACAAGAUUUAAAACAUAAAAAUCUUGAAUAUUCUACCAUUAAUACCGCUGCAGUAGCAACAUCGCCAUCCUCAUCAUCAUCCGAUAAUUCUAACUAUUUUAAAGAACAUCAUGCCAGCUCAUCAAUUAAUGAUCCUCAUCAUCCACCUGAACAAGUUGACUUAAAGAUUUUAUCUUCUAAAGAACAUACACAAACUCAACUAUCCACCAAUCUAUUGGAUCGUAGGAGAUCUAGGCAAAUGUUAGAUCUACUUAAAACUCAUCAUGAUUUAACAGGAAAUUACAAUAACUUGCAUACACUGCAAUUGCCCACAACAACAUUGCAUGAUAGUGGUAGCAGUAAUAGUGGUGGUUCCACGUCUAAUAUCGCCCAUCAUAAUGGCAAGGAUGUACGCAUAUUAUAUCAAGUUGGUGACUCUGAGGACGAUCUACCCGUUUGUGCACCCAAUGCCGUGUGUUCCAAGAUAGAUUUAUAUGAAACACCCUGGAUAGAGCGUCAGUGUCGUUGUCCCUCCAUUAACCGAGCACCCGAAAUUAUCAUACAUCAUCAUCAUAAGGACCCACACUCCCAUCAGAAUCAUAAUACCGAAAAAUAUCACAGUUAUUAUGAACAUUCAAAAAUUCUACAUCAAAAUAAACAUUUGCUUUUGGAUGCUGCCGGUUUUGCGGGCGAUAAAAAAUACGAUAGUAUUCAUUUGAAGAAACUAAUGCAUAAGUUGGGGGCUGUUUAUGAGGAUGAUAUUAAUUUACCCUCGGAUUAUGUAUUACACGAUGAAAAUUCGGCUUUAGCUAGCAAUGAGGAGGGAGGUUCUUUGCUUUAUACCGAAGAGAUAAACGAUAAUGAAUAUCCCCAUUUAAGUAGGAAGAGUCAGCAGCAGCAAGAACAACAUCAUUUGUAUACAAAUUCUGCACACAUGAGACAUUCGGGUCAUAUGGGUCAUCAAGAGAAAUUGCAAUAUAUUGGCGGUUGCCCUAGUGGUUUGGGUGUGGAGGACGGUCAUACGAUUGCCGACAAGACUAGACAUUAUAAAUUGUGUCAACCUGUACAUCGGCUGCCAGUGUGUAGACAUUUCCGCGACUACACAUGGACAUUGACCACCUCAGCUGAGGUUAACUCAACAGAACAGAUUGUUCACUGUCGCUGUCCUAAGAAUUCAGUGACUUAUUUAACGAAACGAGAGCCCAUGGAUGAUGGCAAUUCGGGUUAUAAAUAUUUGUUUGCGUGUUCUCCUUUAACGCGCUUGAGAUGUCAACGCAAACAACCCUGUAAACUGUUUACAGUGAGAAAACGUCAAGAGUUCAUUGAUGAGGUCAACAUCAAUGCCUUGUGUCAGUGUCCCAAAGGACAUCACUGUCCCAGCCAUCAUACGCAGUCGGGCGUUAUAGCUGGUGAAACAUUUUUGGAAGAUAAUAUUCAAACAUAUUCCGGUUAUUGCAUGGCCAACGAUUGAUUCCAAAACAUGCAAAUUUCCAAUAUUUUGUAAAAAUUUAAAUACACACACACAAAUCCAAAAGUAAACUUCUUUGUUGUCAUAGACAUUCGUUAAGUUUUAAGUUUAUGAUUUAAGUUACAAAACAAACAACAACAAUGAGAAAAAAAUUAUUUAAAAAAAAUUUUGAACAGGUUCAAAAUAUUGUUUAAGUUUUUUUUAUUAUUAUUUUUUAUUAAAAAAUUAAUUUAAUGUUUUAUUUUUUAUGACUGAGCCGCCAAUAAAGAGUCUCAUCCUAAAGCAAACGAUAACAAACAAAAAAAAAAAAAAACUAUAAAUUGAAAAAUAAAAUUUAAUCUUUUUUAAUAAGAUUUA
Lucilia sericata (common green bottle fly) is the source of this 2912-nucleotide messenger RNA. It is a transcript of the gene aos, whose product is annotated as protein giant-lens. Bases 978 to 2558 code for a protein of 526 amino acids. NCBI's taxonomy places the organism in Eukaryota, Metazoa, Arthropoda, Insecta, Diptera, Calliphoridae. The transcript is spliced from 5 exons. The record is from RefSeq and is a predicted model, not a curated record.